Messenger RNA from Symbiodinium natans, 1698 nucleotides. NCBI's taxonomy places the organism in Eukaryota, Dinophyceae, Suessiales, Symbiodiniaceae. The record is from the annotation of a GenBank genome assembly.
AUGAACAACUCCGACUUCCAACGGCUGCUCACCACCAAUGACAGGGAGCUUGUCACAGAGCUGACCAAGCGGAAGAAAGGAGGCAGUGCAAAGGCUGGCAAUGCUGGCAAGGGCCAAGGCAAAGGCAAAGAUGCCGCGGCGAUUGCGAGAAUCGCGAAAGCCAACAGGUACAAGCAGAAAGCCUUGGAACAGGCAGAGAAGGAUGCGGAGAAGAACAAGUACCGAGAUCGGGCCGCAGAAAGGCGCGACCAGAAAGGCGAGUACGAAAAAGUAGCCGCCGAGUUUGAGAACCAUGGAGAAGUGCCAGUUGACCAGUCAAAGUAUUUGGGAGGUGACUUGGAGCACACUCACUUGGUGAAGGGUCUGGACUUUGCGCUGCUGAAUAAAGUCCGCACAGAGCUUGCGAAGAAGCAAAAAGCGGAAGAAUUCCAGAAGGCGAAGCAGGAGCGGAAAAUUACUGGUGGGAAGCAGAAGAAGACUUUCGAACACAUGGUAGCCAAAAACAUUUGGUUGACCGUCGUGGAGACAUUGCACCCUCACCACAGCACCUUCAAGGAGCGAGUUCAAAAGAUGGGCAAAGCCAUUGCACAGGGCCACCGUAUCCGAAAUGCUCCAUCGGUCUUUCUUCCGGGACGCAUGGCGUUCGAGUUUGACACAGACAUGGACAUGGGCAAGACUGACAUCCCUCGGAUCGUUUACAUGAGCAAGGAGGAGGUUCCUGUGAGUGAGAUGGGCAAGCGGUCCUCGGGCAUGCUUCCAGAGACGGCAAUCCGAGUUCGCAAUGCUAUGCAGAAGGCGGCGGAGGAAAAGAAGCAGCGAAAGAUGCAAAAGAACCUAGGAGAAGGUGCAAGUUACACCACUGCCCAGAAGGUCGAAGCCUCCAAGGUGAAAGCCAAAGACAGCGACAAUGACAUUUUUGCUGGUGCUGGUGCCUUUGACGUCAAUGAGAUCGUCCGGAAGGCUAGAGCAGAGCAGGCGGCCAAGAAGGAGAAAGGAGAUGUUAAGCAGGAGGAAGACGCGCCUCCGCAGAAGGCAAAAGGAAGCUCCUACUUUGAUGAUGCCGGGGACGAGAAGUAUAGAAAGGCACCAGACCGCCAGCUUGAUAUGGAGGAGAUUGAAGUGGAGGAGUCGAACUUAGAGCCUGGAGAGUUCCACAAGCCGACUGGUCGGUUCGAGCCUUCCAGAAAGUUCCGCGGUGCACGCAAGAACUGGGUCUUUAAGUUGGGUGAUGAAGGCCUUGGAUACUACGAGGAGGUACCGCCGAAGAAGGCCACCAAGCCUGCAGAACCAUCCAAGCAAGAGAAGGAUCCCCGCAAGCGGAAGCCUGCUGCGAGCGCUGCGAGCAGCGGAGCACAGGGUAUGGGCAAUCCUGGCAACGAAGCCUACGAUGAGUUGUUCCCAAAUGCUAUGAUGGGCGGAGCCAUGAUGACCACGCACAGCGAUGACAGCGAUGAGGACGAUGGCAAGAAAAAGAAACAAAAGGGCAAAGAUGGCAAGAAGGGCACGGCAGAUGAUAGUGUUGCGGCCAACAAGAAAGGUGCCGACGCGAAGAAGCGCAAAAUGAACGAGAACCAGCAGUGGCAAAAAAUCGACAACAUGAUCAAGAAGGGGAAGGUCACAUCGAUGGAGUCAAUGGAGGCCCAAGCAUCCAAAAAGACUGGGAGGACAUCCCACCUGGCGACGCCGGCCUUCUUCUGA